Molecule: messenger RNA, 1358 nt
Organism: Musca domestica (house fly)
Lineage: Eukaryota; Metazoa; Arthropoda; Insecta; Diptera; Muscidae
Gene: eIF3i
Product: eukaryotic translation initiation factor 3 subunit I
Exons: 3
Coding region: 152-1126 (324 amino acids)
Biological process (GO): cytoplasmic translational initiation
Cellular component (GO): cytoplasm; eukaryotic translation initiation factor 3 complex, eIF3m
Molecular function (GO): protein binding; RNA binding; translation initiation factor activity
Source: RefSeq, a predicted model, not a curated record
UAGACGUAAACAGUUCAUGUCAUUUUAGCGACAGAACGCUUUUCGCUUAAUUUGCACUGUGACACGAACGCUCUUUUGACGUCUCUCAUUUUAGUGCAUGGAAUUUGCAAAAUAUUUUUAGUGGAAUAAACGGGAUAUAUAAUAGUUAAAGAUGAGACCUUUAAUGCUCCAGGGCCAUGAGCGUUCCAUUACGCAAAUCAAAUACAACCGUGAAGGAGAUUUAUUGUUCUCUUGUUCCAAAGAUCAAAAGCCCAAUGUUUGGUACUCAAACAACGGCGAACGUCUAGGAACCUAUGAUGGCCAUCAAGGUGCCAUUUGGUGCCUUGAUGUUGACUGGACAACUUCUAAACUCAUUACUGGCUCUGGUGAUAUGACAACUAAAAUUUGGGACGUUGAGCAUGGUCUGGUGAUUGCUUCGAUACCGGCCAAGUCAUCUGUGCGUACUUGCAACUUUUCCUACUCGGGCAAUCAGGCUGCAUAUACCACAGACAAGGCUAUGGGUCAAAACUCUGAACUUUUUAUUAUUGAUGUUCGUACAGCUGAUUCCAGUUUGGCUGAACAAAAUCCUAUUUUGCGCAUACCCAUGUUGCAGUCAAAGAUUACCUCAAUGUUGUGGGGAUCCUUGGAUGAAACAAUCAUUACCGGUCACGACAAUGGUCAAAUUUCGAUUUGGGAUAUUAGAAAAGGACGUGAAGUCAAUUCGGUCAAUGACCACACAGGCAGUAUCAACGACAUGCAAAUGUACAAGGAUGGUACCAUGUUUGUGACAGCUUCCAAGGAUACAACCGCCAAAUUAUUCGACUCGGAAUCUUUGAUGUGUUUGAAGACCUACAAGACUGAGAGACCCGUCAACUCUGCUUCUAUCAGUCCCAUUAUGGAUCACGUUGUUUUGGGUGGUGGUCAAGAUGCCAUGGAAGUAACAACAACAUCAACAAAAGCUGGCAAAUUCGAUUCCCGUUUCUUCCAUUUAAUCUACGAAGAAGAAUUCGCCCGUCUUAAGGGUCAUUUUGGUCCCAUCAACAGUUUGGCCUUCCAUCCUGAUGGUAGAAGUUAUGCUUCCGGCGGUGAAGAUGGUUUUGUGCGUGUUAAUACAUUCGAUAGUACCUACUACGAACCACUAUUUUAGAAACAAAUAUUUUCUACGUGUAUUUUUUUAAUUUCCAUAAUCAGUCGUUCAAACCACCCAACUAAAAAAAAACAAAAACUAAAGAAUAAUUUAUAUAUUCCUUCUAUAAAUAAAUGAGAGUAGCCUGCCUACAAUUGGAAGAUUUGUUUGUGUUUAAUGUGUCAAACAUGUAUGAAAAUAAAAUUAAUAAACAAAUCUAUUCAAGGACACGGAGAAAGGCCAAACCAAGAAA